GUGACGAUCGGGGGGCGUGACGAUCGGGUACUGGAAGCUGCAGAUAGGUAUUAAUGGGGUUUUGGGGCACAAAGAUGGCACAAGAGCCUUCACCGUCUUCCCUGGACGGAAACAAACCGGGCUUCCCAAAGAAAAUUUUGGCCAACAACCUCGAGGACAAGCAUUUGUGCAACUCGUGUCAGAAAAUCCUGCGGAGGCCCCUUCAAGCUCAGUGCGGUCACCGCUUUUGUUCGUUCUGUUUCAACAAAAUCGUCAGUUCUGGACCACAGAAAUGCAGUGCAUGCAUCAAAGAAGACUUGUUUGAGGAUCCCACCUCUAUUCUCAAGCAAGGUGGUCUUGGAGCUCACAACGACAUACUGUACAUGCAACGGUUGCCCCCCCUAGUGUUCACAGUCUCAACAACAGGGAUAGAGGCAGGGAUGACCAUGUAGCGAUGUUCUUCUUAAGGUUCACCAGGAGAGGCAGAAAAUUUGCUGUAUAAAGAUCUUUGUGACGGUGAGUAAUCCAAAUACCAAGGUAUUUAAAUUUGGCAGAGCUAAUUUUGAAAGGAACUGGACCCAUAUGCUGCUCUUCUAUUGGGGUCACAGGCAUCAAUUCACUUUUUUGAAGGUUA
Molecule: messenger RNA, 613 nt
Organism: Austrofundulus limnaeus
Lineage: Eukaryota; Metazoa; Chordata; Actinopteri; Cyprinodontiformes; Rivulidae
Product: TNF receptor-associated factor 2
Exons: 4
Coding region: 54-431 (125 amino acids)
Biological process (GO): positive regulation of canonical NF-kappaB signal transduction; tumor necrosis factor-mediated signaling pathway
Cellular component (GO): plasma membrane signaling receptor complex; cytosol; cytoplasmic side of plasma membrane
Molecular function (GO): ubiquitin-protein transferase activity; tumor necrosis factor receptor binding; metal ion binding
Source: RefSeq, a predicted model, not a curated record